AUAGAUAAAUAAAUAUCACGCGAAUUCUAUCCAUUUCAUCUUCAGCCGCUCUCGCUAUCCUCGACGCAACCCUUAAUCUAAAUCGCCAGGUUUCACGGAGAUUUUCCUCGAUCAUGGGAGGAGGAGCCAUGCGAACGGCAGCCAAGGUGGCUAACAUCGGUGUCGGCGGCAUCAGGGGUGCGGGAUUCCCGUCGAUCCCCGCGGUGACUGAGCAGUCGAUGAUGAGGAGCGCGUCCAAGCAGGUUUCCCCGGCGAUCGUAUCUGCGUCUCAUUCGAAGGUUGAUGGCGUGGCUCAGGUGCAGCGGCCUUCGUGGGAGGUUGAUGACUGGGAGUUCAUCGGCAGCGGGGAGGAGCGUGUUGUAUCCGAUCCCCGUGGCGGUGAGCCAAUGGGUAGGACCGUUGUCCAGGGCCCUCCUAGCCUUCAGGAGGCUAAGGAUGCUACCACUGAAUUGAAAGAUGCUCUGGAUAAGGUGUAUCUGUCAUCUCCAAAGUCUACUGGAUUUGAGGAUUCAUUUGCAUCAGAGGCUGGCCAUGUCCCCAGCCUCUCGCUGCUUUCGAAUGCUUAUUGCUUGGAGAGUAGGCCCAGCGAGACUAAAGCAGUUCCUGUGCCGAAACAUGCUAUGCAGGCAUUUGCUUUGCUUAGUGAGAGCCCUGAAGCUCAGAAUGUUGUUGCUUCAAUCGCAUCUGAUCCUAAAGUUUGGGAUGCUGUAUUGAAAAAUGAUGCGCUUUUGCAAUUCCUCGACUCCCAGAAG
Messenger RNA from Carica papaya (papaya), 752 nucleotides. The record is from RefSeq and is a predicted model, not a curated record. Lineage: Eukaryota; Viridiplantae; Streptophyta; Magnoliopsida; Brassicales; Caricaceae.